CCCCUUUAAAUGAUUAAUAGGCUUAUAACUUGUGAUUUUAACGGUUUAAUGGUGCUGGAUGGUCACAUUUGGAAGCUCAAGUGCCUCUUUGGUGAUGAAGUGAUGAAAAUGUUGUGAAAGUUGGCAUAAACGACUUACUUAUCUGAUGUUUGAUUUAGUGAGUGGUUGUGGUGCAUUGUCACCACUGACUGGCGGUCAUAGUUCAGCCUAUAUCACUAAAAGGCAGCCAUGUAGCCUAUAUACCACAUAGACCCCCAACAUUAUUUUUAUUAUAAGGAUAAAGAGUCGAUGCACACCAAGAGAGAGGGGGAAACCUUCUGAUCCACAGCAGCAAUGAUUCACCUGUUUAUUCCAAGGAGAGCCUUAAGCAGAUGAUUGAAGUGUAAUAUGCUCAAACGCUGAAGCACCACAGCAUCCCACACACACAUACACACACACACCGACACACUGGAGCUCCGCCACAGCCUGCAGCUGCAUUGACGGUAAACAGAGGCAAGGUAGCGCAUGGGCAGCCAGCAGGGAAUUAUUCCACAUCGCAUCACAUCACCGAGCAUCCAUGGCGUCCUCACACACCGAGCCAUGAAUUUAGUGUGCAGGCUGACGGGGUAGCCGCCAAUUCUUCUUCUUUUUUCUUUUUUCUUUUUUUUGCAGCCAUCAUUCUCCUUUGCGUCGGUGUGCAGCAGCAGCAGCAGCAUCAGCAGCAGAGAGGGAGAUUCAGCGCACAUUGCUCCAGUUUGGUGUCAUUUUUUUUUCUGAAUCUUUGACGAUGGAUGUGGGCUCGUCCGGAUCUAUUCCUGCAAAUACGGCGGAUUUUUUAUUCCAAACGCAUCCGCAUCUUCCCUAUGUUGCAAGGUGUCUUUGAGAGAAAAAAAAAAAAAAAAGGGUAUACAGGACCUCUGGAGGAAAUGAGAAGAAGGGUCUAUUUUGACUCACGCCUGUCGAGAUGGAGGCGUCAUUAAGAAGACCUGUACGUUCAAGAUCAAACGCGCCUCAUUAGAUCAUUAAGGAUCAUUGUUAAUCUGCGUAAGAAGAGCAAAGGGGCAUCUCGUAGCUGUGACCUGCAGUUUUUUUUUGUCCUAUGAGCACUGAAUCACAAAGAAGAUUGAUCCCACCGUCGACCCGAUGUAGGAACUGCUCCCUCCGAUUCCCACAACUCUUGUUUGGAUUUCAGCAUUCAGUCAAAUCCACCAGGACGGAGUAUGCCAUCUGCACCUUUUCACAGAAUCCUACGACCCCUUCUGCUCGGCACUUUCAUACUGGGAUGCUUUGUGACUCUGUUUUUAAUGUAUUUUAAACCAUCCACCAGCUGGCUAACCGGUCCUGUAGAGUCCACGGUAUCCACAGACCGGGUCAAGAACCUCUUUUCCAACAAGAGCGACAAAAACGUGACCACCGUGCUGAUCUGGCUCUGGCCCUUCGGACAAACCUACGACCUGGGCGUGUGCAGCUCCCUCUUCAACAUAGAGGGCUGCUUCAUCACUGCCGACAGGAACCUCUACAACAAGUCGGAUGGCGUCGUCAUCCAUCACCGAGACAUCAGCACCGACCUGUCCAACCUGCCGCCGCUCCAGCGACCAUCCUUCCAGAAGUGGGUAUGGAUGAACUUGGAGUCGCCGUCGCACUCCUCCCAGCUGCCCGGGAUCGAGAACAUGUUCAAUCUGACUCUCAAUUACCGUCAGGAUGCUGACAUUGAAGUGCCUUAUGGGUCCAUCGUAGCAGCGGAGGGCGAUGAGGACUUUGUCCCGCCCAGCAAAAACAAGCUGAUCUGCUGGAUCGUGAGCAACUGGAACCAGGACCACGUGCGGGUGAAAUACUACAAUGAGCUGUACAAGCACAUCGAGGUUCACGCGUACGGACAAGCCUUCGGGGAGUACAUCUCGGACCAAGACUACUUCCCCACCAUCGCCAGCUGCAAGUUCUACCUGGCUUUUGAGAACUCCAUCCACAAGGACUACAUCACUGAGAAACUGUACAACCCGCUCUCUGUCGGGACGGUGCCGGUGGUUCUGGGCCCGCCCCGGCAGAACUACGAGAACUUUAUCCAGGGGGACGCCUUCAUCCACGUGGACGACUUCACCUCACCCAAGGAGCUGGCCGAUUACCUGCUGCUCUUGGACAAGAACGAGGAAAUGUACCUCAGGUACUUUGAGUGGAGGCGGCACUUUAAAGUAAAGAAGGCCUAUUUCUGGGCAGAGCACACAUGCCUGGCUUGUGAUUACCUGCGGAGGCACAAAGAGUACAAGGCAUUCAAUAACCUUGACAAGUGGUACUGGGGCGGAUAGUGCUUUGAAGGGCUAUGCAGUGCUUGUUGUGUUGUUAAAGGCAGUGCUUUAAGAUUUUUGUCCUUCAGUUAACAUGAAGGUUCAUUACGGUCGUGUCCAGAGCUCCCGAAUUAUGUUUUCUAUUUGUGGCCCAGCGAGACAUCCAUCUUGUUUAAUUUCAUUUGCAAGCCAAUUUUGCUAAGCCUUACUUUGCCUUUUUGUGUUCAUUUAUUAUUUAAAUUUGAUGAAUUACAAAUGCACUACAUUUGUUAUUGUUAAUUCAACCCAUGUUUUGCUUAACAUUUGCUGCUAUUUUUUAUGCUUUUGUUCUUAGUACGAAUGUGCGAUUGUAUGGAUGUCCCUGUAUAACAGACGACAUUCAUGAUGCAAGGCUGUUUCUUUAAAUUUCACCUUUUCAUGACGACGGAAUAGUGUCGGCUGCAGAAGGGAGACUGACAUAAAAAGUGCAAAUAUUUAUGUAAUAUUUAUUCAAGUGAGGCAUUAUAUGACAAAAAAAAAACAAUGUCAUCUGUGCUAGUGAUGCAGUCACCUAUGCAGUGUUUACUGAACUCAAAUGUGAAAGUAGUUCAAUUGUGUUCAUGUACAUAUUGUGUAUUUUUGGAAUUAUGUAGCUGUAAUUUUUUUCCCAUAUUUUUUUUGGAAGUUUGCACUGCUAAUCCAACGAUUACCUAUCUCUACAUAUGUACAGUGAGACAGACGGACGUCGUGUUGUAGGUGGCAUAUGGUGAUCAUUUCCCCGGUAGUCUCUGGCAGCAGAUGCGACUUUGCUCUGCAAGAGGGAGGUUACUAUUUUAAUUAUGUUGUGAAUUGUUCAUUGUCACAUGUGACGUGUCACACGGUGCAGUUAGAUCCUGUGUGGAUGAUGAUAGUACAGUACAGAGCCAUUGUACUGCAAUAUGAAACCCCUAGACACCUCAUUAUGUUGCAUUCUGAUUUGAUCUGUUAUUUUUAAUUGAACAAUGGGAAAUAGCACAAAAUGAACAUACUACUGAAGCUGUGCGAACUGUACUGUCAUCCCACAAUGUGACAUCAAAUAUUUGCACUGAUAUUUUCAAGUAUCUGCCCACAUGUUUAGGACCUCUUAAGAAAAAGAUUACAGCAAGAUUAGGCAUCUUUGAAUCAUCACAUCGCAGUGUUGAGUGGGCAGUUAGAGGACUGCAUGUGAAAGAUAUUUUUUCUGUAUUUUCUUUUUUUUGUUGUUUACACUCCUGUUUACAGUUGUGUGGCUCACCAGCCAACCUACACCACUCAAGAUCACACUACAAAAAGCAUCAGCAUCUGUAAAUAUCACAUCACUUUUAAAUGUUGUUAGAACAGCUGAACAAUGCAUCUCAACAGCACUCAGCAGCUAUUGACGUGAUGGUUGAGUUUUUACAGAAAGAACUGUGAAAAACCAAGUCAACAUUUUAUGCAAGAUAAGCCGGUGUCUUGGUCAAAGUACUCUUAACAUGUUUCAGGUUGUUAUAAUUUUGAUAUUUCUUCACUGUCAAAGGGACCAUCGAUGUAAAUUAGGAUUAUUUUUCUUAUGGAGUAUGGUUCCAAAUGCCAUAGUGAAACCUGUAUAUAUAUAAACCGUGUAGUGAACUGAAUCAUCGUCUGGAUCAAACCAGCCCGCUAACACUGAUCAUUCCUGUAUGUGCACCGGACUGGGGGAGCUCCAACAGCGUUUGCAUUUAUGGGGGAAAGAAACAAUAUGUUGUAUAUAUUUUUAAUGUUCAAAUCUCUUUAUAACAUGCAAGUGUUGUCAGGCGGUGAAUGUGAUUUUGCUGCGCGUUUGUGGGUAAUGUUGGUGCUUUGAGAGGAUGUGAAACAAGAAAGGAGACACUUGAAAAGGAUAACCAUCGUCAGAGACAAUGGUGUUGGGAGGUGGCGGUUUUCAUCAAGGGAGGCAAUUUUUUUUAUUAGGCGGUAAUCUGUUGGCAUGACCUUAUUGAAAAAGUCGUGUCAAAAUGCAGCAGAGAUAUAGCACUUUUAUUCAUGUGGAGUUGUGUGACUCACUGUGCUAGUGGCUGUCUUUAGAUGGAGCUAUUGUGAGUUCAGAAACUGUCAUCCAAGACCUCUUCUGUCCCACAGAUUAACUAUGAAACUGCCACUCAUGGUUUCAUAUUGUACAGUCCUAUCUCAUGUAAGAAAACAAAAGGUUUCUUGUCCAAUGUGGUUGGUGACUUUAAGAAACAUUUUUUUUUUUCUUCGUGUCGUCUGUCUCUUUCAUCCUCUCUCCCUUUCUCUCUUUUUUGCACAAAAACAAACAUGGAGAGCUGUGGCUUCUCUGUCCCCCCCUCCCUGUCUGAGUCUGUGAGUGUGUCACAGCACCAGAGAGUGAAUCAGGAUGUCUCUGGAUAUACUGUCCUUAAAAAACACUGUAUACUGAGUGGGAUGAAAUCUUUGUGUGUGGUUGAACAUGACGAUUUUUUCCAGAAAUGCUCAUUUUCUGCCAGUUCGCUGAAAUAAUCAGUGAGUCAAUCAGUACAAGUUUUUUUGCCAAAUCAUUGUAUUUUGCCAAAUGUUGUGUUUUAACUGUAGAUGUCUGAUAGUGUCAAAGAAAAUAAAGAUAUGGACAAAUGAGCAAACGUGA
Sebastes umbrosus (honeycomb rockfish) is the source of this 4857-nucleotide messenger RNA. RefSeq names its product fucosyltransferase 9a (gene fut9a). The record is from RefSeq and is a predicted model, not a curated record. NCBI's taxonomy places the organism in Eukaryota, Metazoa, Chordata, Actinopteri, Perciformes, Sebastidae. The coding region runs from base 1200 to 2282 and encodes 360 amino acids. The transcript is spliced from 3 exons. Gene Ontology annotation, cellular component: membrane. Gene Ontology annotation, molecular function: alpha-(1->3)-fucosyltransferase activity.